AUGGCUCAGGUUCAACCUCAAGGUCAGAAUCCAAACGGUUCGGGAACAGCGGGCGGUACGACGUCGCUUUAUGUUGGAGAUCUGCAUGCGAAUGUCACGGACGCGCAGCUCUUCGAGGCGUUUAGCCAGAUGGGUCAAGUUGUGACCGUUCGUGUCUGUCGGGAUUUGGCUACUCGGAGAUCUCUCGGUUAUGGAUAUGUCAACUUCGCCACUCCUCAAGAUGCUGCAAGAGCGAUUCAAGAAAUGAACUACAUUCCUCUUAAUGGAAAACCUGUCAGGGUUAUGUACUCUCAUCGUGAUCCUAGUGUUCGCCGAAGUGGUGCAGGAAACAUAUUCAUCAAGAAUCUUGACAAGUCCAUAGACCACAAAGCGUUGCAUGAUACGUUUUCUGCGUUUGGGAACAUUAUCUCGUGCAAGGUAGCUGUGGAUUCUUCAGGGCAAUCGAAAGGCUAUGGGUUUGUGCAAUAUGAAACUGAGGAAUCUGCCCAGAAAGCUAUGGCUCAAUUGAACGGCAUGUUACUGAAUGAUAAGCAAGUGUAUGUCGGACCUUUCCUCAGGAGGCAAGAAAGAGACUCUACCGCUAACGUAACAAAAUUCACCAAUGUGUAUGUGAAGAAUCUUGCUGAAUCAACUACUGAUGAUGAUUUGAAGAACACUUUUGGUGAGUUUGGAAAUAUUACAAGUGCGGUGGUGAUGAAAGAUGGAGAUGGGAAGUCAAAGGGCUUUGGUUUUGUUAACUUUGACAAUGCCGAUGAUGCUGCUAAGGCUGUGGAAGCUCUGAAUGGGAAGACAUUUAAUGAUAAGGAAUGGUUUGUUGGUAGGGCCCAAAAGAAGUCUGAAAGGGAAACGGAACUAAAGGUUCGGUAUGAGCAGAGUUUAAGGGAAGCUGCAGACAAGUUUCAAAGCUCUAACUUGUAUGUUAAGAAUUUAGAUGACAGUAUCUCUGACGAGAAACUGAAGGAGCUUUUUACACCUUAUGGCACUGUUACAUCUUGCAAGGUGAUGCGGGAUCCGAAUGGCAUAAGCAGGGGCUCUGGUUUUGUAGCAUUCUCAACUCCUGAAGAAGCAAGCAAAGCUAUGUCAGAGAUGAGUGGUAAAAUGAUUGAAAACAAACCUCUCUAUGUUGCUGUUGCUCAGAGAAAAGAGGACAGAAGGGCGAUACUCCAGGCUCAGUUUUCCCAAAUGAGACCGGGGGCAAUGCCACCAUCUGUUGGGCCUCGUAUGCAGAUUUAUUCCCCUGGUGGUCCAGGUAUUGGACAACAAGUGUUUUAUGGUCAGGCACCUCCUCCUAUGAUUCCUCCGCAGUCCGGGUUUGGCUACCAGCAACAGAUGGUUCCUGGAAUGAGACCCGGUGGUGGACCGAUGCACAAUUUCUUCAUGCCAAUGGUUCAGCAUGGCCAGCAGCGUCCUGGAGGUAGACGCCCUGGUGGGAUCCAGCAUUCUCAUCAUCAUCAGCAGCAGCAAGUUCCCAUAAUGCAGCAGCAGCAGCAGCAGCACCCGAGGGGUCGCAUGUUCCGCUAUUCGCAAGGCCGUGGAAGUGGUGGUCCCCCUGAUGUUCCUGGAAUGCUUCCAUAUGAGAUGCCUAGUAAUACGCCGCUACGUGACCCUGUGCUUUCUCAACAUGUUCCUAUCGGAGCUUUGGCUACAUCUCUUGCUAAUGCGUCUCCAGAACACCAGAGGACGAUGCUGGGCGAGAAUCUGUAUCCGCUUGUGGAACAGCUUGAGGCAGAGUCUGCAGCUAAAGUGACUGGGAUGCUUUUGGAGAUGGAUCAAACCGAAGUGCUCCAUCUCUUGGAGUCACCUGAAGCUCUCAAGGCUAAAGUAGCCGAGGCUAUGGACGUUCUCAGAAGUGUUGCUGCGGGUGGUGCAGCCGAGCAGCUUGCCUCUUUGAACCUCAACGACAACCUUGUCUCUUAAGUCUUCUUGUCUUCUUGUUGGAUUUGGGAAAAUACAGUUUUCGUAGUGUGGUUUUUGUCUUUUCUUUACACAUUUGGAGACUUCUUUUUCUGUAGGAUUCUUUGACAUGGUUUGUUUUCUCCCUUCCACCCUUCAAACUUGAUAUGUUUUGUUUUUGUUUAAAAACUUGAUUGGAUGUCGUUUGUUUUU
Brassica oleracea var. oleracea is the source of this 2106-nucleotide messenger RNA. Its product is annotated as polyadenylate-binding protein 2. The transcript has 8 exons. The coding region runs from base 1 to 1917 and encodes 638 amino acids. The record is from RefSeq and is a predicted model, not a curated record. Gene Ontology annotation, cellular component: ribonucleoprotein complex; cytosol; nucleus. Gene Ontology annotation, molecular function: mRNA 3'-UTR binding; poly(A) binding; poly(U) RNA binding. Lineage: Eukaryota; Viridiplantae; Streptophyta; Magnoliopsida; Brassicales; Brassicaceae.